Messenger RNA from Lagenorhynchus albirostris (white-beaked dolphin), 1533 nucleotides. Its product is annotated as taurochenodeoxycholic 6 alpha-hydroxylase-like. The coding region runs from base 1 to 1533 and encodes 510 amino acids. Gene Ontology annotation, molecular function: oxidoreductase activity, acting on paired donors, with incorporation or reduction of molecular oxygen; heme binding; iron ion binding. NCBI's taxonomy places the organism in Eukaryota, Metazoa, Chordata, Mammalia, Artiodactyla, Delphinidae. The transcript has 12 exons. The record is from RefSeq and is a predicted model, not a curated record.
AUGAGUGUCUCUACACUGAGCACCCCCAGAGCCCUGGGCGGUGUCUCUGGGCUCCUGCAGGUGGCCUCCCUGCUCGGCCUGGUUCUGCUUCUGCUCAAGGCAGCACAGCUCUACCUGCACAGACAGUGGCUGCUCAAAGCCCUCCAGCAGUUCCCGUCUCCUCCUUCCCACUGGCUCUAUGGGCACAUGCAGGAGUUCCAAGACGAGACCGAGCUGCGACCCCUACUGAAGAGGGUAGAGAAAUACCCAAGUGCCUGUGCUCGCUGGCUGUGGGGGACGAAAGCCCUGGUGUUGAUCUAUGACCCUGACUACAUGAAGGUGGUCCUGGGGAGAUCAGACCCAAAGUCUCACGAUGCCUACAGAAUGCUGAUCCCCUGGAUUGGGAAAGGUUUGCUCGUGUUGGAGGGGCAGACGUGGUUCCAGCACCGGCGGAUGCUGACCCCAGCCUUCCACUACGACAUCCUGAAGCCCUACGUGGGUCUCAUGGCCGACUCUGUCCGAGUGAUGCUGGACAAGUGGGAGGAGCUCGUCAGCCUGGACUCACAUCUGGAGGUCCUCGGACACGUCUCCUUGAUGACCCUGGACACCAUCAUGAAGUGCGCCUUCAGCCACCAGGGCAGCAUCCAGACAGACAGGAACAUCCAGUCCUACAUCCAGGCCAUCAAGGACCUCGGCAAUCUGACUUUUUCCCGAUUAAGAAAUGCUUCCCACCAGAGCGACAUCAUCUACAGGCUGAGCCCUGAAGGCCGCUGGAGCCACCGCGCCUGCCAGCUCGCCCAUCGGCACACAGAUGGAGUGAUCAAGAUGAGGAAGGCUCACCUGCAGAAGGAGGGAGAGCUGGAGAAGGUGAGGAGCAAGAGGCACCUGGAUUUCCUGGACAUCCUCCUCUUCGCCAGAAUGGAGAAUGGGAGCAGCUUGUCUGACAGGGAGCUCCGUGCCGAAGUGGACACGUUCAUGUUUGAGGGUCACGACACCACAGCCAGUGGCAUCUCCUGGACCCUCUAUGCUCUGGCCUGCCACCCUGAGCAUCAGCAGAGGUGCCGGGAAGAGAUCCAGAGCCUCCUGGGGGAUGGCGCAUCCAUCACCUGGGACCACCUGGACAAGAUGCCCUACACCACCAUGUGCAUCAAGGAGGCACUGCGACUCUAUCCACCAGUGCCAUUCAUUGGCAGAUAUCUGAGCAAGCCCAUCACCUUCCCUGAUGGACGCUCCUUACCUGCAGGAAUCCCACUCUCCCUCUCCUUUUAUGGGCUUCACCACAACCCGAAGGUGUGGCCGAAACCAGAGGUGUUUGACCCAUCCCGGUUUGCACCAGGUUCUGAUCGACACAGCCAUGCUUUCCUGCCCUUCUCAGGAGGAUCCAGGAACUGCAUCGGGAAGCAGUUUGCCAUGAAUGAGAUGAAGGUGGCCGUGGCCCUGACCUUGCUUCGCUUUGAGCUGGCAUCCGAUCCCUCCAGGGUCCCUGUUCCCAUUCCAAGAGUUGUGCUGAAGCCCAAGAAUGGGAUCCACUUGCAGCUCAGGAAGCUCCUGUAA